Thunnus maccoyii (southern bluefin tuna) is the source of this 2902-nucleotide messenger RNA. RefSeq names its product F-box protein 42 (gene fbxo42). The record is from RefSeq and is a predicted model, not a curated record. The transcript is spliced from 10 exons. Gene Ontology annotation, molecular function: protein binding. The coding region runs from base 193 to 2313 and encodes 706 amino acids. NCBI's taxonomy places the organism in Eukaryota, Metazoa, Chordata, Actinopteri, Scombriformes, Scombridae.
CCACCCUGCUGCCACAGACAGGCAGCGGCCGCCGGAGCGUCGCUGUGCUGCGGAGGACGCCGUUCACUGAGCGGAAGAUGGCGACUGUUUGGCGGCUGCAGAGAACCCUCCGGAGCUGAUACCGGGGAAGAGGAGAGGAAAGACCCACACACAUAGAGCCUACUGCACACCACGUCUAAAACAACGACAAUAAUGUCCCGAUCCCCCGACCAUGACGAUGGAUGCUUUGUUGCCAUGGAUACGGAGGACGAUGGUGCAGAGCCUGCCGGAAUAACAGAAGAAGUGGAGGCAAAAAUGGGGUCCUGCCGACAAGAGGGGAACAUGGACAGCGGUGCCAAAGGAGCGGGGAGAACAAUGGUGGAGUUGCCAGAGGAAGUUCUCGAAUACAUUCUGUCCUUUCUCUCACCUUACCAGGAGCACAAGACUGCUGCGCUCGUAUGUAAGCAGUGGUAUCGCCUCAUUAAAGGUGUUGCUUAUCAGUGCUACCACGGUUUCUUGAGAGCUGUCCAGGAGGGAAAUAUCCAGUGGGAAAGCCGAACAUACCCAUAUCCAGGAACACCUAUCACUCAGCGCUUUUCACACAGUGCAUGUUAUUAUGACUCAAACCAGUCCAUGUAUGUGUUUGGGGGUUGCACUCAGAGUAGCUGCAAUGCUGCCUUCAAUGAUCUAUGGAGACUUGACCUCAACAGCAAGGAGUGGAUCCGCCCUUUAGCCUCAGGCUCUUAUCCAUCGCCUAAAGCUGGAGCAACUCUAGUGAUGCACAAAGAUCUGUUAGUGCUGUUUGGGGGAUGGACUCGCCCCAGCCCUUAUCCACUGCACCAACCAGAAAGGUUUUUUGAUGAAAUCCACACCUACUCUCCUUCAAAGAACUGGUGGAACUGUAUAGUAACAACACAUGGACCUCCACCUAUGGCUGGCCACUCGUCGUCUGUAAUUGGAAACACCAUGGUGGUGUUUGGGGGAUCAUUAGGAGCACGUCAAAUGAGUAAUGAGGUCUGGGUUCUGGAUCUGGAGCAAUGGUCCUGGUCCAAACCACCCAUAUCUGGACCAUCCCCACAUCCGCGAGGAGGCCAGUCACAAAUUGUGAUUGACGAUCAGACAUUGCUCAUCUUGGGAGGCUGUGGAGGCCCUAAUGCACUCCUCAAGGAUGCCUGGCUGCUUCACAUGGAUGCGCCACCAUGGAGGUGGCAGCAGCUGCAGGUGGAAAAUGAGGACCAUGGAGCUCCAGAGCUUUGGUGUCACCCAGCUUGUAGAGUGGGCCAGUGUGUGGUGGUUUUCUCACAGGCUCCGUCUGGCCGUGCACCGCUCAGCCCGAGUCUUAACUCUCGUCCCUCCCCAAUAAGUGCCACACCUGCCCCUCUGGGCCCUGAACCGCCUUCCCUGCGCUCUCAGUCUCCUGUUCGGAGCGGGGCCGCCGGUGUUGUCCUGGGAGCUGUUGAAGAGGCUCCGUGUGUAAACGGUCGAUGGGGCACAUUGAGACCCCGACCUUCAGCGAGAGGAAGUGCCAGAGAUGGGAGCCCAUCCUCAUCCCAACAGCCCUCUCCUUCACAAGGCCCUGACAGCCCUCCUCUUCCUCCACUGCCCCCGUUAUUAAAUGGAUCCUCCCCCUCACCCCGGACCAGCCCAGCUCAGGCUGCGUCUCCACCCUCUCGCCCUCACCCGCCCGCCUCCACAGACUAUGGCUGGGAGUCUCCCUCUACGGCCGCUCACCACCCUGAGGUGCCCAGCACUAAUGGCCUGCAUACACCUCCUGCAGGUUCCCCGUGCACUCCCCCAGGAGGAGUGUCCCCCGCUGCCUUACGACGAGGUCUGGAGGCAGUGAAAAACAAAUCUUCCUCAUCUUUACCGUCUUCAUCAUCAUCGUCUUCCCUUCAGACACAGGGAGCUUCUCCUGGAGGAGGAAGUGGUGGAGGAGGAGUAGGUCCUCCUGGUACCCCUCCGUCAUCGUCCUCCAGCCCUCCGCAGGCUGUUGGAGCUGACGGACACGCUAUCCCUCCUAUUGCACGGCGUCUCGGCCAUCACCCCCCUCAGAGCCUGAACGUAGGGAAACCUCUGUACCAGUCGCUCAACUGCAAGCCCAUGCAGAUGUACGUGUUGGAUGUGUCACGGGCCAAAUCCGCUGGCGUGGUGUCCUGGAGAGUUUACGGGAACGGGACUCCCGCUGCAGUCACGGGGCCACCGGAGACCAGCCUUCACACCGUGGUACAGGGCAGGGGAGAGCUCAUCAUUUUUGGGGGCCUCAUGGACAAAAAACAGAAUGUGAAGUACUACCCUAAAACCAACGCCUUGUACUUUGUUCGCGCGAAAAGGUAAUGCAGCUCUAGGCGGGAUAGGGAAGACAGACGUUCCACCCUGUGACCACACAAGGGAAUCGACACACAAGGCCUUUUUCCUAUAGGAAGGAUUAUUGGGAAAGAACAUAAUCAUUGUUUGAUGUUCCACUUCAGAACUUCACUAUUCUCCCUUCUGCAAGAAUUCAAAAUAAAACACUAACUACACUUUGAUAAAAGCAUUUGGUCGAAUGAGAGUCUUGACUGUGUGUGUGUGUGUGUGUGGAUUUUUUUUGUUUUUUUUUUUACUUCAGUGAUUCAAGAUAACAGGACAUUGUUUUGUUGUUCCCAAAAAGUUGAUCAACCAGAAAGUAACAUUUCAGUUUUUCUUUGUCAUCCUCUUCUGAACUCUUGACAACGGAUGCUGUCCACAGAAAUGGUUGAUGCUUCACUUGCUUUUGGUAUCACUCUUUAAGCCUGCAGUGAAAACAGUGUGAGUGUGUGUGUGUAUGUGUGUGCACGGUGGUGGUUAAAAGUUGUUGACUAAUGUGUGUCGGGGGCCACGGUGGGUGAGAGAUGUGGCACUGUACUAUAAACAUAGUUAAACAAUAAAGGCCUCCAUGUCUCCUCUG